Molecule: messenger RNA, 2448 nt
Organism: Paramecium sonneborni
Lineage: Eukaryota; Ciliophora; Oligohymenophorea; Peniculida; Parameciidae
Source: the annotation of a GenBank genome assembly
AUGAAUUCCAACAAUAAUAAUAACAAUGACAGUUCAAGUGAGGAUGAAAUAUAAGUUUAUGAAACUCUGACUAAAUUACCUCCUGCAAAUGAAUUGCUUCCAAGGAAAUUAACAAUUGAUAUUGAUGUCAAAUCAUUAUACCCACUUAAGUGAAUAAUAAUAUAAAUACAUAUAGAAAACUUCCUUAAUUUUGUAUGACUUGUGUUCCUUUUUUAGAGGAAUCUUCGUAAGGUCAUUGUACUAUUUCUGAAACUACUGUAAGUGAUGAGAAUAGAACUCUUCUUGAUUAUUAUGAUGAAAAUAAACAAAAUCUGGUGUAUAAACGAUUUGAUUAAUUGGAUUUAGGAAAAAGAACAAAUAAUGACAGAACUUAUUUUGCUACUUUAAUUGCUAACUUUAAAAAGUAUUAAUAUUUAUAAAGAAAGAGCAUAACCAAAAAUUUAUUUUAGAGGAGAAGCACUUUUUGAUCAGAAAUUAACAUCCUGUAUAAGUGAUUAAAUAUAAUUUGAUUCAAAUUUUGAAUCAGGCAAUCUCUUUUGUGCAUUUAAGAAAGCAGAAAAUGUAUAUGAUUUGAUCAUUUAAAACGAUAUUAAUACAAGAGGAAAUACUUAAUGGUUCUUUUUUAGUGUAACUGGAGCCAAGGCAGGAUAGACUAUACAAUUUAAUUUGCUAAAUCAUGUAUAAGAUUGUUACUCAUAAUGAUGUAGUUAAAAAGUGGAAGUCUUUUUAAUGAGGGAAUGCAACCGGCUAUCUAUUCAAUAAAGAAUAAUUAAUAAAAUGGAUCUGAAUGGUUUAGAGAUGGAUUUAAUAUAAGUUAUUUUAAAAGUCCUUUUAUUAAGGAAUAUCCAUUGUCUUUAAAAAAGAAAUACUAUCAAUUGAGAUUUCACUAUACAUUCAAACAUAAUGAUGAUAAGGUGUAUUUCGCUCAUUCCUAUCCAUAUACAUACACAAAUUUAUUAGAAUUCUUAAAUACAUAAUUAAAUGAUCAAGAAAGAAAUCAGUAAUCACAUAUAUCUAAAAAGAUAUCUAUUUCGUAAAGUUUUGUGUACAACACUGGGUGGGAAUACUUGUGAAGUCUUGACAAUAACUUCUAAUUCAUUAUAACGUAGAGCCUAUAGAAAAGGAGUAGUUUUUAUGGCUAGACAACAUCCAGGCGAACCUUAAGGUUCUUAUGUAAUGUAAGGAAUCAUUGACUUUCUUACUUCUAAUCAUCCUUAAGCUGAAUAUUUAAGAUAGAAUUGCAUCUUUAAAUUAUUCCCUAUGAUGAAUCCAGAUGGUGUUAUUAAUGGAAAUUAUAGAUGUGGAUUAGAAGGUAGUGAUUUAAAUAGAAGAUGGAAAAAACCUAAUAAAUAUUUACAUCCUAGUGUUUAUUAUGCUAAAAAGUAUGUCAAAGGAUUUAGUAAAGAGAGAUAAAUAAUAUUAGUUAUUGAUUUGCAUGGUCAUUCUAGAAAGUAUAUUAAUUAUAUAUAUAGAUAAUCCUCUUUUGUUUAUGGAUGUGCCUAUUCAUCCUAAGUUAAAACUAUUGAACGUGUCUUCGCUUUACUAAUGUCUAAAUUAAAUCCAUUUAUGAAUUAUCCCUCUUCUACUUUUAAAAUUGAAAACUCAAGAGAUAAAACUGCCAGAAUAUAACUUUGGAGAGAAUUAAAAAUUAACUGGGUUUAUACUUAUGAAUGUAGUUUCUAUGGAUAAUAGAAAAAACAUUAUUAAAUCAAAGAUUAUAUUAAUUGUGGAAUUAAUAUUUGCAAUGCAUUAUCAUAAAUAGUUAAAGAUACAUCAAAAGAAUUUACUAAUUAAAUUAAUGUUCCUGAUAUAUAAUAAUAAAUCCUUGAAGAAUUAGGUAAAAUGCCAUAGACUGAUGAUUAAGAUAAUGGAUCUGAUUCUAGUUAAUCUGAGGCUGAAUUAUCAGAUGAUGAAUUAGUUUAAUUAUUUUAACCUAAAACCUAUUCAACAAAAUAAAAAAAUUUUCUAAAAUAAUAAGAAUUCAAUAAUAAAAAAAAACCACAACCUGCAAAUCCUAAAUCUACUUUAAAUUCUUAAAAAGCAUCAAUUUUAUAAGAAUCCCCAUCAAAAAAUUCAGAUCAAAAACCUCCUAUGAGUGGUUAAUAACAUAAGAAUACUCUUUAUCGAAUUUAAGCACCCUAAAGAUUAAAAUAGAUUGAAUAGGUAAAAAAACCAGAUCAACCAUUAAUGGUAGAUAAAUCAGUUUAAACAGAUGAUUGGAUGUAUAGAUAGUGGCUUAUUCAAAUGGGUAAAUUAAAGAAAUAGUAAGAAAUUUAAAGCUUUACUCCAACAAGAAAUAUAUACAAAUCCUCAUCACAAUCAGUCACAAGAUUUAUUGUUAAAAAUACUUCAACCAAAAAUGAUAGGGGUCGAGUUGAUUCAAUCUCCCUUGUUACAUAAGGAAUCUAAAAUAAUAAAUUAAUUAAAAACUAAUAAUCUAGAAAAUGA